GCAGUCAGUCGCGCUGGGGCGAUCGUGUGUAACGGUCAUCAACUGUAAGAACUAAACUGGACUAAAUUGUGAACGAAUACCAAAGGAUACAGCACAGUGCCAAAGUUACAGUUAUGGAUCGGGAUCGCGACGAGGCGUCCCUCACGACGAGCGAUGAGAAGUCUGUGGAGGAAGUACCAGUGGCCCCGGGCCUGGAGCCCACACCCCCGAUUAGCUUCUGGCAACUGUUUCGCUUCUCCACCUAUGGCGAACUCUUUUGGCUCUUCUUUGGCUUUAUCAUGUGCUGCAUCAAGGCGCUAACCUUGCCCGCCGUGGUCAUUGUUUAUAGUGAAUUUACUGCCAUGUUGGUUGAUCGUGCCAUGCAGGUGGGCACCAGCUCGACGGUACAUGCGCUGCCCCUUUUAGGAGGCGGCAAGAAAUUAACUAAUGCCACACGCGAGGAAAACAACGAAGCACUCUACGAUGACUCCAUUUCGUAUGGCAUUCUGCUCACCAUCACCUCGGUGAUCAUGUUCAUAUCCGGCAUAUUUUCGGUAGAUAUAUUCAAUUUCGUAGCCUUGCGUCAGGUGACACGCAUGCGUAUCAAACUCUUCGAGUCGGUUAUGCGACAGGACAUUGGCUGGCAUGAUCUGGCCACCAAGCAGAACUUUGUCCAGAGCAUGACGGACGACAUUGAAAAGAUCCGCGAUGGCAUCUCUGAGAAAGUGGGCCACUUUCUCUAUUUAAUCGUGGGCUUUAUCAUAACGGUUGGCAUAUCCUUUGGCUAUGGCUGGAAGCUGACGCUAGCCGUGAGCUGCUACAUACCACUCGUUAUCGUCGUCAACUACUACGUGGGCAAGAUUCAAGGCACGCUGACGGCACGUGAACAGGAGUCUUAUGCAGGCGCAGGUAAUCUGGCGGAAGAGAUCCUAAGUGCAAUACGCACUGUGGUUUCCUUUGGCGGCGAGAAACAGGAAGUGGAGCGUUUCGAGAGCUUACUAGUGCCCGCUCGCAAGGCCAGUCAGUGGAAGGGCGCCUUCUCCGGCGUGAGCGAUGCGGUACUGAAGUCCAUGCUGUUUCUAUCCUGUGCGGGCGCAUUUUGGUAUGGCGUGAAUCUCAUUUUAGACGAUCGUUAUGUGGAGGAUAAAGAAUAUACUCCAGCCAUUUUGAUGAUUGCCUUCUUUGGCAUUAUUGUGGGCGCGGAUAACAUUGCCCGCACGGCGCCCUUCCUCGAGUCCUUUGCGACUGCGCGAGGCUGUGCGACCAAUCUGUUUAAGGUCAUUGAUCUGCAAUCGAAAAUCGAUCCAUUGUCCACAGAUGGCAAACUUUUGAACUAUGGCCUGCGUGGCGAUGUUGAGUUUCAGGAUGUCUUCUUUCGCUAUCCUUCGCGUCCCGAAAUUAUUGUGCAUCGCGGCUUGAAUAUCAAGAUCCGAGCGGGUCAAACUGUGGCGCUAGUUGGUCCCUCGGGCUGCGGUAAAUCAACCUGUAUACAGCUGUUGCAGCGCUUUUACGAUCCCGUUUUUGGCGCUGUGCUUUUGGAUGAGUUGGACAUACGCAAAUAUAAUAUACAAUGGCUGCGCUCCAAUAUCGCUGUAGUGGGACAGGAACCGGUGCUCUUUAUGGGCACAAUAGCGCAAAACAUCAGCUAUGGCAAACCGAAUGCCACACAGAAGGAAAUCGAAACAGCUGCCCAACAAGCCGGGGCUCAUGAUUUUAUUAGCCAUCUACCAGAGAGCUAUCGCACUAUGAUCGGUGAACAUGGCUCCCAGCUCUCAGGCGGUCAAAAACAACGCAUAGCUAUUGCUCGUGCCCUUAUACAGAAUCCCAAAAUAUUACUUCUCGAUGAGGCCACCUCGGCAUUGGACUAUACUUCCGAGAAACUGGUGCAACAAGCUUUGGAUUUGGCCAGCAAGGGACGCACCACCAUUGUGGUUUCACAUCGGCUCUCGGCUAUACGUGGUGCAGAUAAAAUAGUUUUUAUACUUGAUGGCAAGGUACUAGAGGAAGGCUCACAUGAUGAUCUGAUGGCGUUAGAAGGCGCCUACUAUAACAUGGUUAAGGCAGGAGACUUUAAGGCGCCAGACGAGCAGGAAAAGGAGGAGAAUAUAGAUGAGACUAAGCGCAAAAGUCUAGCGCUCUACGAAAAAUCCUUCGAGACGAGUCCGCUCAACUUUGAGAAGAACCAAAAGAACAGCGUGCAGUUCGAUGAGCCCAUUAUCAGGUCCAUGAAGGAGAGCAACAAGGAAAAGCAGAAGAGUGCCGCGGCAAAACCAAACUUUUUCAGAACCUUUGCGAGAAUUAUGCGCAUCUCACGCCCCGAAUGGUGUUAUCUAAUCCUAGGUGGCAUUUCGGCCAUAGCCGUCGGCUGUCUCUAUCCGGCAUUCUCCAUUAUCUUUGGCGAAUUCUAUGCUGCACUCGCCGAGCAGGAUGAGAAGGUAGCGCUCAGUCGUACUGCGGUGCUUUCUUGGGCAUGUUUGGGCAUUGCGGUAAUCACUGGGGUUAUCUGCUUUCUGCAAACCUAUAUGUUUAACUAUGCUGGUGUUUGGCUGACCACACGCAUGCGUGCCAUGACCUUUAGGGCAAUGGUCAGCCAGGAGGUUGGCUGGUUCGAUGAGGAGCAAAACUCGGUGGGUGCGCUCUCAGCGCGUUUGUCAGGCGAGGUGGCCGGUGUGCAAGGUGCCAUAGGAUUUCCACUAAGCGGCAUGAUCCAAGCUGUAUCAAAUUUCAUUUCUGGCAUAUCAAUUUCCAUGUACUACAAUUGGAAAUUGGCGUUGCUUUGCCUGGCCAACUGCCCGAUUAUUGUUGGAUCUGUUAUACUCGAGGCCAAAAUGAUGUCCAAUGCAUUGAUUAGAGAGAAACUAGUACUGGAGGAAGCCUGUCGCAUUGCCACCGAAUCGGUUACCAAUGUGCGCACCAUCGCCGGCCUGCGUCGCGAAUCUGAGGUCAUCAAGCAGUACACCGCGGAGAUUAAGCACGUGGAGAUUCUCAUAAGACAGAAACUGCGCUGGCGUGGAGUGCUUAACUCUACAAUGCAAGCGUCGGCUUUCUUUGCCUAUGCCGUAGCGCUCUGUUACGGCGGUGUUCUGGUCUCUUGGGGUGAAGUGCCCUUCCAGGAUAUCAUCAAAGUAUCUGAGACGCUGCUCUAUGGCUCUAUGAUGCUGGCCCAAUCGCUUGCCUUCACGCCCGCCUUUACCGCCGCCUUGGUGGCCGGUCAUCGCUUGUUCCAAAUCAUUGAUCGCAAGCCGCGCAUUGUAUCGCCCAUGGGCACAAUUAAAAACACGCUCGCCAAGCAACUGAAUCUCUUUGAGGGUGUGCGAUAUCGUGACAUCGAAUUCCGUUAUCCCACACGGCCAGAUGCGAAAAUUCUAAACGGUUUCGACUUGGAGGUCCAGCAGGGUCAAACUGUGGCAUUGGUUGGCCAUUCCGGUUGCGGCAAGUCCACUUGCAUUCAAUUGCUACAACGCUACUACGAUCCCGACGAGGGCACCAUUCACAUCGAUCAAGAUGACAUUCAGCACGAUCUAACACUGGAUGGCGUACGCCGUAAGCUGGGCAUUGUCUCACAGGAGCCGUCGCUUUUCGAGCGCACGAUUGCCGAGAACAUUGCCUUUGGAGACAAUCGUCGUGCUGUGCCCAUGGCCGAGAUCAUUGCAGCUGCCAAGAGCGCCAAUGCCCACAGCUUCAUCAUUUCCUUGCCCAACGGCUACGAUACGCGCAUGGGUGCCCGUGGCACUCAGCUAUCUGGUGGCCAGAAGCAACGCGUGGCCAUUGCACGUGCCCUGGUGAGAAAUCCCAAGAUCCUGUUGCUGGAUGAAGCCACAUCAGCUCUGGACAUGCAAAGCGAGCGGUUGGUUCAGCAGGCUCUAGACUCCGCCUGCUCUGGACGCACCUGCAUUGUCAUUGCUCAUCGCUUGUCGACGAUUCAGAAUGCGGACGUAAUUUGUGUGGUUCAAGGCGGCAGAAUUGUGGAGCAUGGCACGCACUUGCAGCUGAUUGCCCAGGGUGGUAUCUAUGCCAAAUUGCACAGGACCCAAAAGGAUCAUUGAGAUUUUAAUUUGCGUUUUUUUAUUAUUAUACCAAAGUUAAGAUUUAUUCACUGUCGUAUUAAACACAUAACUAUUGUUCAAUAAACAAUCCUACAAUUUUAAA
Molecule: messenger RNA, 4128 nt
Organism: Drosophila montana
Lineage: Eukaryota; Metazoa; Arthropoda; Insecta; Diptera; Drosophilidae
Gene: Mdr65
Product: Multi drug resistance 65
Exons: 14
Coding region: 114-4025 (1303 amino acids)
Biological process (GO): transmembrane transport
Cellular component (GO): membrane
Molecular function (GO): ABC-type oligopeptide transporter activity; ATP binding; ATP hydrolysis activity
Source: RefSeq, a predicted model, not a curated record